AUGAAGAUGAAGCUGGAUGUGCUUCUCCCGGUGCUGCUGUGUGCCGUCCUCAUCCCGCCGGCGUCCUCCACCCCCCACCACGACUCAGAUGAUUCAAAGCUUCUCCACGUGACCAUCCCCUCCACCCCCCCCGUGCUGGCCGUGCUGGGCGGCUCUCUGACGCUGCCCUGCCUGGUGUCCCUGGCCCACCCUCCGCCGUCCCCCUCCACCAACGGCCGCCACGCGGUGCUCUCUCUGCCCCGGGUGAAAUGGAGUGUGCUGACCCACGGGCGGGAGACGGAGAUCCUGGUGGCCCGUGGGGACCGGGUGAGGGUCAGCGAGGCCUACAGAGACCGGGCCUCGCUGCUCCACUACGCCUCCUCCCCCGCCGACCUCACCCUGCGGCUGGAGAGCCUGAGGCAGAAUGACACGGGCUUCUACCGCUGUGAGGUCACACAGGGCCUGGAGGACGCUGACGACGUGGCUCACGUCAAGGUCAAAGGGGUAGUGUUCCAUUAUCGCGAAGCCUCCAGUCGCUACGCCUUCACCUUCCAGCUCGCCAAAGAGGCCUGUGGGGGGAUUGGAGCUGAGAUGGCCACGCCGGAGCAGCUCCUGGCCGCCUACCACAGCGGCUACGAGCAGUGUGACGCAGGCUGGCUCUCAGACGGCUCAGUGAGAUAUCCCAUCCAGCUGCCCAGAGAGGGCUGCUUCGGGGACAUGGACGGACUUCCAGGAGUGAGGAGCUAUGGCCUGGUCGAGCCGGAUGAGCUGUAUGACACCUACUGCUAUGUGGAGAACACUGAGGGUGAGGUGAUCCAUGGCUCCGCCCCCCAGCGCUUUACCUUCCGGGAGGCCAAGGCCUACUGCCUGAGUCAGGGGGCGGAGCUCGCCGCGACAGCUCAGCUCUAUGCAGCCUGGAACGAUGGACUGAACCACUGCAGUCCGGGGUGGCUGGCAGACAGCAGCGUGCGCUACCCCAUCGUGACCCCUAGAGAGCGCUGUGGAGGUGGUGAACCCGGGGUCAGAACCGUCUACCGCUACAGCAACCAGACAGGCUUCCCCGAGGAGCACACCCGACACGAUGUCUACUGCUUCAGAAGUAAGAGAGCGAGCUGCUUCCCUCAGAUCUGCUGCUCCAUGAACCAGUGGCUCCCAGUCUGGAGAUGGGACACGGGCCCUUAUACUGAAUCUACUCAGGAUUUCAUGGCUACUGAGCCAGAAGACAUUGAUUUCUUAACGAACCGGGUUCAGGAGCCGGUGACUCUUGAUGUGACAGUCGAGGUGAACGAGGAGCUGCAGCAUGUCCACACGGUCAGGUCUGUCAAACAUGUCCCUGAGGAGGCUCUGUCUCAAACCCUGUGUUACGACAAGGAGCCGCUGCUCCCUGUCGACCUUCAUCCGUCCUUCACCCCCCAGCCUGAGCUCCAGCAGCCCGCUCCCACAGAAGAGCCCGUCGAGAAGGUCGGCUACCCAGAGUCCUAUCACCCAGCACCUGACCAGCACCCACAGACUCAUCAUGAAGACCCUCAUGCUUCUUCAAGUGCUGUCGGCACAGUGACCACUGAUGAAGACUCCACUGUCCCCACAGCUGAGGGGACGGAGUCAGGGAGCAGAGAGCCCUCAGAGACUCGUCCUCCAGAGAACAACCAAGAGAAUCAAACCCUGGAAACACAAAGUGCUACUGCAACAUCUGGAGCGGUCGCAAAGGAGCUGCUCAGCAGCUCAACAGCUGUGCACCAGGAGAGGGAGCGUCCCACUUCCCAGGAGGACCACACUCCAUAUGUCCACUUGGAACAUGUCUCUGGAGCUGAGCUGGUCCACUCGAGUCCCUCUUACGUAGUUUCUGUGCCACCAGAAGAGACGAGCCCCGGUACCGAUGAGGAGGAAUCAGAGGUGACGCUCCACACUGAGGAAACAGAAGGUCACUCCACUGCACCACCUGUGACGCAGCGUGGAGACGAGAGGCUUCCUCUGGAGGAGGAGACACGAGACCCAGUGACCCACAUGGACACCUCCACCCUGUCUGAACUGGGGCCUACGACUGGUUCAGGUUCUGAUCCUCCUGAAGAACCCUCAGCUGUAACGAUGGAGUCGUCCACCGACCGAGUGGACGAGGGAUCGUCUUCAGAGGAGGCCGAUCCGGUCGAUCAGAGUGGACACGUCCAUCCCACUGAACUCCCAACAGAGGAAGUCAUCCCAGUCACAGAAGACUCCACUGAUGCUCCUGCAUCAUGUACUUGUUCCCACGAUCCCGUCGCUCUGUUCACGUCCGGAACCCCCGCCCCCCCGUCGGUGGAGUCCAGCUCCCCAGAGGUUAUCACCUUCAUACCUGAGAGCAACGCUUCCUCUGGGGCUGAACCUCUGGAGGACAUCCAGGAACAUGGUGAGCUGCAGGAUGUACAAGAAAGCCAGGAAGUGUUUCUCAGCACAUUGCAAAGCACCACAGACAGUGAGCCGGUGGGGGGGGGGGGAGACGAGACAGAGGGGUCAGGUGAAUCAUCGGGAGGAAACCAGGAGAUGAGACCAGAACGUCUGGUGACCAACCCGACCGCCACAACAGACCAGGCCCCUGAGGGAACCGAGGGAACUGAGGGAACUGAGGCGCCUGCUCGUCCAGAUGUGAGAGGCACACGGAUCCCUCAUCUGACCCUGACGCCCGGCUGGGAGCCAGAGGCCUCCUCCUCCUCCUCCUCCUCCUUAUCCGAGUCUCUCUCCGACAGAGAAUACAGCGCUGAGGACAUCGAUGAGGUCACAGAAGGGGUCAACACAGGCAGAGUCACCGCAGACGGUGGACUGGAGGCAGGUGAGAGAGAGACCGGCACAGCAGAGUCCUCUGUGGAGAUAUUCACCUGGCGUCCAGCUGAGGACGAGGACAACUCGACUCUCAGCACCGACGCUCGUGAUGUGACCGCUGCCGCCACCGGGAACCCAGAGGUUCACCAGGAGGAGCAGCAGGAGGCCGUGGGAGCAGGAGCUCCUGCUGUGAGAGCAGCAGCCGUCUCAGACUCCUGCCUGGAGAACCCUUGUUUAAAUGGAGGCACUUGUGUUGACGGUGAAUCGAGGAGGUGUCUCUGUCUUCCUGCCUACGGAGGAGAUCUGUGUCAGACAGACCUGGAGGAGUGUGAGCCGGGCUGGGAGAAGUUCCAGAGCUUCUGUUACCAGCACUUUACCAAGAGGCAGAGCUGGGAGGCGGCGGAGCAGCACUGUCGGAUGUGUGGUGGACACCUGAUCUCCCUCAUGACCCCCGAGGAGCAAGAAUACAUAAACGACAAGUACAGAGAAUACCAGUGGAUCGGCCUGAAUGACAGAACCAUCGAGGGAGACUUCCGCUGGUCGGACAGUAACCCCCUGCUCUAUGAGAACUGGUACCGAGGCCAGCCCGACAGCUACUUCCUGUCCGGAGAGGACUGUGCGGUGAUGGUGUGGCACGAUGGCGGCCAGUGGAGCGACGUGCCGUGCAACUACCACCUGUCCUACACCUGCAAGAAGGGAGUCUCCUCGUGUGGCGAGCCCCCGCAGGUUCCCCACGCGAAGGUGUUUGGGAAGAAGCGUUCGCGUUUCGAGACCAACACCAAGGUGCGGUACUACUGUGAGGAGGGUUUGGUUCAGAAGCUGAAUCCGGUGAUCAAGUGCCUGCCCGGCGGCCAGUGGGAGGAGCCUCUGAUCACCUGCUCGCCACCCCGCUCAGUGGAAGAAGACGAGGUCACAUCCCUACCUCACCAGCACCAGCAGGUCGUGGAGGUCGUGGGUGCAGCCACGGAGAAAUCAGCGCCGUGGUUUUUUGGACAUUAA
Pleuronectes platessa (European plaice) is the source of this 3771-nucleotide messenger RNA. It is a transcript of the gene bcan, whose product is annotated as brevican. NCBI's taxonomy places the organism in Eukaryota, Metazoa, Chordata, Actinopteri, Pleuronectiformes, Pleuronectidae. Gene Ontology annotation, biological process: cell adhesion. Gene Ontology annotation, molecular function: hyaluronic acid binding. The transcript has 17 exons. The record is from RefSeq and is a predicted model, not a curated record. The coding region runs from base 1 to 3771 and encodes 1256 amino acids.